AUGGCGGCAGCUGGAGAUAGGAGGAUGGUGGUGGGGGAAGGCGCUGGAGGAGUACGACGGUUGGAGGGAUGGAGGCGGCACAGGUGGAAGGCGUGGAUGAAGAUGGCGGAGAGGGGUGAUGGCGGUGGCGGCUGCGGGAGGAAGAGGAAGAUGAAGAUGAAAAUGGGGGAGGGUUUUGGUCGUUUCAGAGUAGAGGAAGGUUCUGGUUAA
Molecule: messenger RNA, 210 nt
Organism: Linum trigynum
Lineage: Eukaryota; Viridiplantae; Streptophyta; Magnoliopsida; Malpighiales; Linaceae
Source: the annotation of a GenBank genome assembly